AUGAACAAGGCCAUAGCAGGUCCACUCCUCGAAGCCAUAAAUCCCGAUUUCACUAAAGAAUUUCUCGAGUUCCUUCCAUAUACCAACCAACUUUAUGUUGAUGCUGAUGGUGAUGCUGAUCCUUGGUGGGGCUCACGAUGCAUACGAGAACGACAGCAAUACCUAUCAAAGGUAGACGGUUGGGACUAUGAUUCAAUGGCUGUAUCGAAUUUCGGUCUCUUAUGGGAUCCAGCUUUACUUUCCCGUGUUCGGAAAGAACUACAGGAAGCUGCUUUAGAUCCUGAAUCUCUUGCAUCACCCCAGUUUUUUCAUAAACUAAUUCAGAUUCCGCUGCUACAAUCGAUUUAUGCAGAAGUCAUUCGCUUGCAUGUGGAAGUUCAACACGUUCUCUAUAGCCAUCAUUCACCGGCGGAUCGGUUCUUACUAUACCCAGAGAACGCUAUGAGCGGACCUAUCAUCACAACACCGUCAUUCAAUGGUAUUUCACAAUUCAUGUCAUCUUCUCAUCAAAAGAAUUCCUCAAAGCCUAUCUAUUACAAAUCCAUCAUGCAAAAUUCUUUCAUUAAAUACAACGUGGAAAAAAGGACUUACCCAAAGCGCUUCUUGGCUAAACGUGAGAUCAUUGCUGUUUUUGCAAGAAUUGUGCAACAAUAUGACGUUGAGUUGUUGACAGAGGAAAAACAUUUCAAACAUAGAAUGGCAUUUUAUGCUUAUGGCACUCAAGCCCCAAAGAACAAGAUACCUUUCACAAUUAAAAGAAGAGAACGUUAA
This is a messenger RNA of Botrytis porri, 771 nucleotides long. RefSeq lists its product as uncharacterized. Bases 1 to 771 code for a protein of 256 amino acids. Gene Ontology annotation, molecular function: monooxygenase activity; oxidoreductase activity, acting on paired donors, with incorporation or reduction of molecular oxygen; iron ion binding. The record is from RefSeq and is a predicted model, not a curated record. The transcript is spliced from 4 exons. Lineage: Eukaryota; Fungi; Ascomycota; Leotiomycetes; Helotiales; Sclerotiniaceae.